Lachnellula hyalina is the source of this 1323-nucleotide messenger RNA. Its product is annotated as UPF0662 protein. Bases 1 to 1323 code for a protein of 440 amino acids. The record is from RefSeq and is a predicted model, not a curated record. The transcript is spliced from 5 exons. Gene Ontology annotation, cellular component: nucleus; cytoplasm. Lineage: Eukaryota; Fungi; Ascomycota; Leotiomycetes; Helotiales; Lachnaceae.
AUGACCGAUACGCCCAAUGUCCCUCUACUGGAUGCACGCGAGCAACCCAUCUUGGACAGCUUGCAGCGCAUACGAGAUGAAUUGACCCUUCUAAAGCAAGACCGCACCACAUAUGUCAAGUCCUCAGAUGUUAUGCCUCUGUAUGAAAGAGUAGUUGAUCAGGUCCGCUUGCUGACUGAACUGCGAGCCGACAAACCCGAGCCGCAACAAAGUCAAGUCGACCGAGUUUUGGAUGGCUGCUUUCAAUUAUUAUCCCUCUUCUUCAUGACUAUUGGCAGGAACAACGAAGCCCCAGCCGCAUACGCGUUGACAUCUACCAUCAAGCGUUUGCUGGACCAUUUGACCGAGGUGGAUUUAUAUUCCGAGAAGGACCUGUCACAUUUAUCGCAUACACUCAACAGGCUGCGGGAAAUCGUGAAGCAAGCCAGUGGAAGCUAUUCCCCCAAGUUGAUCAUUCUCUUAUCAAACCGAAUCGAGGCAUGCCAAGCGCUUUUAACGAAUCUUCAAGCUCGGCUGGCUAGGCUUGGUGGGGAGUUGCCAAACAUAUUCGAGAAGCUUAUCACAAUUCUACGGUCUAUCUCUCUCGCCAACACAAAAGCAAAGUUCUCAACAAAAGAAGUCCAACAUCUACAAGCCCAAGUGAAGGAAAUCGAUUCACUAAGAGUUGACGGCAAAUUUGUAGCAGCUAGUGGAGAGGUCCCUGCUGGAACUGAAGACGUUGUCAACCUAUUGGAAAAAUGCUUGCUUUGGUCAGACAUUGUAUUGACCCGAAAAGGAGAAAUGCCGGAAGGAUUUAGUGCAAAAUACCAAACUUUAGUGGAUAUCAGGAACAAGCUAGAGAAAUUGUCGUUGACGCAAGCCUGGUCUUUACGGGAGACGGAUCUAUAUGAUUACCAAAGACAGUUGGAUAGAAUUGAUGAAAGUCGAAUUGAUGGCAAUUUCGUUGACGCCGAGGGAAACUUUGCCGAGCUUUAUGUUCAGAGAACAUUGCUUUACUUGAUCCGAAGGUGUUACGGUUACAUCUACUACCUAAUGGUGUCCUCGGAGCCAGUCUCAGAAGCCUUGUUACCAGUCUACAACCAACUCCAAACCUUGAAGAGAUGUCUCAUUGAGGUCAAGAACUCUGGAGGUGUCAGCUCGCCGAGAGAACUAUACCCUUAUAGCAUGAAAUUGAAUUCCCUGGACAACAUGAGAGUAGACGGGAAGUUCAUGGUGGGAAACGAUAUUCCAGAAGGACAAGGGAGCGUUAUCGACCUCUUGUCAGAAUGUUUUGAUCUCAACUACGAGCUUCGAGUGGCAGCUGAAUCGGAGACCGAGGACUAA